AUGACUGGUAUUCACAAGUUGCUCCCUUCAUCUGCAAAGUAUAAAGAGAUAUGGGGUGCAAAUCAAGUAUCCAAGCACUUGUCUACUAUCAAAGUUAUCCCCAAGUACAUAUACACUGCGCUAUUAAACAAGACACUUGUACUCUGUAAAAUGUUUGGUUUAUCAAGAUCAUCAGACUUGGUGAAGUGGUCAUUCAAAGGUCUCAUUAUUAGUACUGACUCAAUCAAAGGUCUAGUUAUCAAUGCUAAAGAACAAAGAAGUGGUGUUAAUGAGGGUGAACCGCUCCAAGUUAAUGAUAUUAGUUCAAUUGUAUUAUCAACACUCUCAAGCUCAGGUAUUGACACUGGAAAGUUCAAAUCUCACUCUACCCGUUCCGCUAUGGCUUCUCUGCUGUUGUUCAAUAACGUUCUGUUCCAUGUUGUCAAGAAGAUGGGUCGCUGGAAAUCAAACGAUACUGUAGAUACUUUCUACGAUAAAAGAAUCAUUGGUGAAAAAUCUGGUGGUAUUUUCAUUGAUACUGUCGUUCAAAUAAAUUAA
This is a messenger RNA of Dictyostelium discoideum AX4, 537 nucleotides long. RefSeq lists its product as hypothetical. NCBI's taxonomy places the organism in Eukaryota, Evosea, Eumycetozoa, Dictyosteliales, Dictyosteliaceae. The record is from RefSeq and is a predicted model, not a curated record. Bases 1 to 537 code for a protein of 178 amino acids. Gene Ontology annotation, biological process: DNA recombination; DNA integration. Gene Ontology annotation, molecular function: DNA binding. The transcript has 2 exons.